Messenger RNA from Nothobranchius furzeri (turquoise killifish), 1964 nucleotides. RefSeq names its product TBC1 domain family, member 13 (gene tbc1d13). Gene Ontology annotation, biological process: intracellular protein transport; activation of GTPase activity. The record is from RefSeq and is a predicted model, not a curated record. Gene Ontology annotation, molecular function: GTPase activator activity. NCBI's taxonomy places the organism in Eukaryota, Metazoa, Chordata, Actinopteri, Cyprinodontiformes, Nothobranchiidae.
GCCCUGAUGGAAGUUCGGUUCCUGUGAAGGCGGAAGUCACAGGAAUUUACUUCCCUGUGGCUAAUAAUUCUUCCCCUUCUGGAACAUCUGAAGGAGUACAGCUUCACCUGUCCAGACAUGUCUACUGCCUACAAGAACAGGAUACAAGAGUUUAAAGCAGCCUUAAGGGAAGAAAGGGUGAACCUGGCGACCCUGAGGGAGCUGUGUUUCAACGGAAUCCCGUUUGAAGGAGGCAUCCGGUCGCUGUGCUGGAAGAUCCUUCUCAACUACCUGCCCCUCGAUCAAACGCUAUGGGAGUCCUUCCUAAAGAAGCAGAGGGAAGUUUACUCUCAGUUCCUCAGAGAAAUGAUCAUCCAGCCGGGCCUGGCCAAAGCCAACAUGGGCCUGUCCAGAGAAGACGUCACACUGGAGGACCACCCUCUGAACCCAAACCCAGACAGCAGGUGGAACACCUACUUCAGAGACAACGAGAUUUUACUGCAGAUAGACAAAGACGUCAGGCGGCUCUACCCAGACAUGGCGUUCUUCCAGAGACCGACAGACUACCCCUGCCAGCUGAUCCUAGACCCUCAGAACGAUUACGAGACGCUCCGCCGGCGGGUCGAGCAAACCACUCUGAAGGCUCAGACUGUGAACCGAAACCGCAGCGGCGUCACCAACGUGAGCUCACCUGGAAAGGCUCUGAAUCUGUACCCGUCUAAUGAGUACGAGGUGUUGCCCAACGGCAGCGAGGCGCACUGGGAGGUGGUGGAGCGAAUCCUCUUCAUCUACGCCAAACUCAACCCCGGCAUCGCCUACGUCCAGGGCAUGAACGAGAUCGUCGGGCCUGUCUAUUACACGUUCGCCACCGACCCCAACAGCCAGUGGAAAGAACACGCCGAGGCCGACACCUUCUUCUGCUUCACCAACCUGAUGUCUGAGAACAGAGACAACUUCAUCAAGAGUCUGGACGACUCCCAGUGUGGCAUCAGCUACAAGAUGGAGAGCGUCUACGCCAUGCUGAAGGAGAAGGACCUGGAGCUGUCGCUGAAACUGGAGGAGCAGAACAUCAAACCUCAGUACUUCACCUUCCGCUGGCUCACCCUGCUCCUGUCUCAGGAGUUCCUCCUGCCGGACGUCAUCCGGAUCUGGGACACCCUGUUCUCUGACAAGGACCGGUUCCACUUCCUGAUCCUGGUCUGCUGUGCCAUGCUCAUACUCAUCCGGGACAACCUGCUCUCCGGAGACUUCACCACCAACAUGAGGUCACUGCAGGAUUAUCCGAUCUCAGAUGUUCACCUAAUUCUGACCAAAGCUAAAGACCUGCAGGACAACUCCUCUUAACCCCACGUCCUCUAGUGUCCCCCAUGUCCCCCAUGUCCCCAUCCUCUCCAGAUGCCAGCUGGACGUCUCCUGAUCGGAUCGUGAGUCCUGUUUCUAAACUCUGAUGUUGAGGAACCAUUGAUUGUUUUGGCAGGAGACGCCGCGUCCUCCUUUAUGCAUACUGGGGACAACCCCCCCACCCAGACAGGGGAGGGGGUGUCUGCUGGUGGGUGGAGCCUCUGUGUUAGUUUGUCCUAAACUCCUCCCACUGAUCGUGUCUUCUCAUCCAAUCAGAGCGCGUUGUUUGAAUGUGAGGGACAGGAUUUCCUCCCGUGUUUAAGGAGGUGAAGCAGGACGUCACGAUGUUUUUAUCCUGAUGAACAUGAGGAGCGACGUGCUCGACUUCCUGGAGUGGAGUUCUGACCCGGUUAGAGCUCCACUGCGUGAUGUGAGGCUGCUCCAGAACCAGUUCUGUCCCAUUCCCGUUGGCUGGAAGUUGUAGUGAUGAAGGAUGGAGAACGCUGAGGCCGUCCUCCUCGUGUGGACCAGAGACGGAGUGAUGUCAUCAUUAUCAGCUUCCUGUUUAUAAAUGCUUGAUGGAAGUUUUCAGUCGCCACCCAUUCUGGUAUUUGGGUCGAUGCUGACUUCAGGUGAAGAUGAAG